UCAGUUUUGUAAAGCGGAACAGAUCUUUUGAGGUUCGUGGGGAAGGAUAUUUUGUUCGGACUCGGUUGUUGCUGUUGCAUCUUACAGAAGAGAAACUGCUCCGCAGGUGGAGGGAUGAGUUUCUCCCCUGUAAUUGGCACGGAAGUGCCCGAAACAGCCAAUGGGGUGGUGUCACCUGUUGCAUUGGAGAAUGGCCCCCAUGUCUCUGUGAAAAAUGGAGGGAGCAGAUUGCCAGGUCCAGAGGAAGAAUCAGUGGACGGGACUGUUGAAAAUGCAGAGAACCAUAUCAAUACAGAAAGCAGAGUUUACAAUGAAAACAAUCACUUUGACAUAGAGACUAACAUCAAUGAGAGAACAUCAAGUUUAUCAUUACACAGUCCUCAGGAGGCGGAGCCCUCUGCCCCUGUUGGGACGAGCACAGCAGAUUCUGAAUCAGGAUCAACAGGCACAGACAUUCCUGAGGACCCUAAGAUUCUUGAUGCACCUGAUGUGGUUCUCAUGUGGGAUUCAGCUCAGCCUCCACAGCAUGCAGAAUCAUAUCAGCAGGGAGAUCCUUUCAAUUCAGACAGACCACAAACCAAGGCUGUUAAUGUAGGCGGAGGCCCUGGCUGCAGACAGGAAGAAGAAGAUGGAGGGAGAGAGAAACAGGAUGAGGAGGAGGAUGAAAAGAAUGAAAAUAAGUGGCGGAAACAACAUACAGGAAGGAGAACGGAGAUGGGGUCUUCCCGACACUAUUCCUCCUCAGCCCCUGGUCCUAGCACCUCCUCUUCUUCUCCUCCACCCCCUCUUCUUCCUUCAGAUGACAACCCGUGCCCGCCCCACAUUAUGGCCCAGGUCUGGGUUCGCAACGUCCGGGGGAUGCAGGACAGCAAGAGCCUGGACGAAAUCAGCCAGGCCUGUGGCGGUGGGUCAGGUGCCCGAGGAGGGAACAGAAGUGGGCAGUCCGAGGGCCGACGGGCCACAAUCUCCUCUGCACUGGAAUUAGAGGGGACCGUGAGCCAUGAAGGAGACCUCACCAACUUUAUCACCAAAAACCUUGAGCAGAAAAUCAAAAUGAGCUCCAAGCCCAGUCUGGACUGCAGUGAUUCUGACUGCUCAGGUCCCAUCUACCGAAGCCGGGGGUUGUCACGCAAACCGGCAGACAUCCCACCCAUCGAUCCCACAGUCCUCGUGGACCUUCAGAAACACACGCAGGAGGUGGCACAAAGUGUGGAGGUGAUGAUGCGGAGCCUCAAUGGAACCAUUCAGAACAUGACAGCUCUGAGUGUGGGCUACAUCCAGACCUACAGAGACUCAGUCGACAGUCUGGGAGAGUCUGUAGACAUGAGUAUCAAGGGCAUGUACACGCUGAUGGCUCGCUGUGAGGAGUUGGAUCGCUCCAUGCAGCCCAUACACACCCUGGCUGCGCAGAUUCGUGACAUCAAACGCACUCUGGAUGCUCUCGAGGCGAUCUGCAAGUAACACUGUCGGCUCGGCCCAAACAUACAUCCCAUCUGCAGAGAUUUAAAGGCACGCUGAUGUCGGAAAAGGAUCUUGGAAAGCAGCCCGAGCGUUGGCAGGUAGAACACACACACUGCAUCGAAGAGCACCUCUGGAUUCGUGGAGCCAUGGCGGCGUCAUGCUGGAUAUUUGCCACUCACACUUCUUCUGUUGACGAUUGAAGAUGAACACGUUUGUGUUCUGAGGCCCCAAAAGAAUCCGUUUGCUCAGUUCUCGGGGAUGAGCUUUUUCUCUUCCUUUUUUUUGUCCUCUAAUCAAGUCUUCAAACAACAAAAUCUGAAAAAUUAAUUGGUUUUGGAGGCGCUUGUUCCCUGAACACGCAUGUAAAAACAAACAGAAACAGAUCCUUGAAGAUGUUGGAAAGGACGUUUUCUUUUUCCGCUUCUACUCUGAGGAGUGUUUCCUUAUCAUCCGUCCAGCUUGUGUGGUUUAGAUUGCACUAACCUCUCCUCCCCAGAGGGGGGCAAUAUUUUUGUCCCUGGAGAGGCAUGAAGGAACUGCUCGUAAGCCAGAGACCUUUUGCACAGGAACCGAAAGUCUAUUUUUUAAUCUUAUGCAACAAGCAGAUUCUCGCUGCAGGCUAAAUCCGGGGUGUGGGAGUGUUUGUCUCUUUUAUGUGUUUAUUUAUUCAUUUUGCUCGGCAUGAAUGCUUGUUCAAAAACUCUCUGUGUCAUUGGGAGCUGGCUCAGACGGUAAUGGAUGCUGCAGAAUGAGCUCAGCCAGUCACUUUAUCAAAAGAAACUCCAUACCCUUAAAUCACUGCUCUCUUUCACUAAAAUGAUGCCACUUCUCCUCUGUGGUGUAAUUCAUGAUAAUGGGGAGUAACAAGCUUGAAUUGUAUGUUGGAUAGCUCAAACAAAUACUUUGAACAUUGUCAAAAUAAUAAAAAUCUUCAGACACCUGGAUUAAUCGGACUUUCAGAAGUCGUCUGGGCAGCUUGAGAUUUUUUUUCCUGAUCAGUGCUUGUAAAUUACAUAACACCAAAGUUCUGCCAGCUAAACGGAGCAAAAGUGUCUGCAUCAUAAAAUGAAUUUGGACCCCAACAUGAUUGAAAAUCUGAUUUCUCUUGGGUUGCCUUUAUAGAGAUCAGCCAGAUAUCUGACACAUAGCUGGCUCGCUACCGAUAGCUGUCCACCUGGGAUUGAGUGAGUAAAGUGGAAUCCAACCUCAGAUCAAUCAUCUUUAAUGUCUGCCUCGCUGCAAGUCUUAACACCUUGUUAAUAACCACAAGCUGAGGCCUGAGGCCUAAUGGGAGGUUUUGACUCGUGGUUCAAUUUAAUUCAGUAAAAUUUAAGUACUUGAAUUAUCAUUUGAUUAUCUUUUAAGUGACAUUUUUGCUCACAUUGUGAUAAUUACACAUUCUACCCUGAAGGAGUCAGUGACAGCGACUAACUGCCUCAUACAGACACCGAUGUAUCAUGGAGGUUGGUUUGUAGAUGCUCAGCUCUGAUUGAACCGUUUGAGAGAAUUCAUUUUUUGAAUUUCAGAGCACGGUUUCAAAUCACUUUAGAAUUUAUUACCAACUCAAAGAUUGAUAUUAUCGGCUCUUUGAAACUUAAAUUAAGCUUGACUGAUUUAAAACGAGGGGGCACGUUCAACAUCUCAAUCACUUCUGCAGUUCAGGCAUUUGUUUGAAUACACAUAGAAAUGUAAAACCAGAUCCCAGAAAGCACACUGGCUUCUGGUCUUGCACGGUAGCAGUUCAGUGUCUCCUGCCUCUGCCUCGUCUUCAGCGCGGGAAAGACAGGACCGUUUGUUUGGAAACGAGCUCGCAGCAGUUUGGACAUGGCUUAUGAACGCGAACUCCAUAUUUAACUGAUUGCAAAGUAAGUAUUUAUUUCUCUUAUGAAUCAUGAAUGAAAAUGGCUGCAGAGUCGGUUGCUCUCCCUGCCUAAAGCCACAUGCUCCCAUACAAAAUACUUGAUCUAAUGAAGAGAUAUUGGUACUUCUGUCAUUGCACUGGUCAUUUUUGUGGACCACAUAACAUGUAUAGUACAGAGAGUAGUCCAGUCAAAUUUUAAUGAUUUAUUCAAAUGUAUUACUGGAGAUGUUUUAGGGAUAUUUAAUCUAAAAAAGUUUUAAUCUGGGACAUAGCACUGAUAUCUACCUCUUUACUGUAGAGCCUGUUGAAAGUGUCAGCUUUGAAGGAGAAAGCAGAAAUUCCCACCACAAUAAGCAUUUCUGGAAAAAUAUGUGGCUUUGGCUGUUAUAAACACACUCCUUGGUUUUGUGUCACUUCAACCAUGACAGGAAAAUUAUUUUAAAAUUGGGGGCAACUUUAAAACGUUACACUUGAAAUAAGUGUUGUCACCCAUAAGCCCCUGAUGAUGAUGAUGAUGAAGAAGAAGAUGAUGAUGAUACAAUUUACUAACCAAUUCAUUGCAUGUCAAGAUGUCAAUGCUCUGGGUUCUUUUUUUAAGGUUAUGUUUGAAACUCCAGUAAAUUGUUUUUUUGGGUGAAAAAGGACCUCAGAGAAGAAAGAAAGAUGCUGUUCUCUUAUUCAUGAAAUAUAAAUGUAAUACUCGCUAAUUUCUGUUGUAACAUCAGAUGUGUCUGUGUACAUAAGAUCUCUUACUUUAAAAUGAUUUAGAUACCACCUUUGUCUCGAGUGUAUAUUUUAAUGAAAAAUAAAUAACAAAUUUACAUGAGCUGCAAAAAGAAAAAA
Molecule: messenger RNA, 4165 nt
Organism: Menidia menidia (Atlantic silverside)
Lineage: Eukaryota; Metazoa; Chordata; Actinopteri; Atheriniformes; Atherinopsidae
Source: the annotation of a GenBank genome assembly